Messenger RNA from Aspergillus caelatus, 1095 nucleotides. RefSeq lists its product as uncharacterized. The record is from RefSeq and is a predicted model, not a curated record. The transcript has 2 exons. Lineage: Eukaryota; Fungi; Ascomycota; Eurotiomycetes; Eurotiales; Aspergillaceae. The coding region runs from base 190 to 1029 and encodes 279 amino acids.
AUCAGUCCUCUGGUGUAGGAAAUGACUCGUACAGUUCCAAGGACGACAGUUACGGAGUAAGACACAAAGCCCGGCCAAACAUCGACACCCCACUAACAGUCGCAUAGUCCUCAAACCGCUCAGGAAACUCUAGCUACGGCGGUUCUGGAGGAAACGACUCCUACGGUUCCCGCCGUGAUAACGACAGCUAUGGCUCCUCCGGUAACAACAACAGCUCCUUCGGUUCCAGCAACCGCAAGGACAACGACUCCUACGGAUCAUCCGGAAACAGCUACGGAUCCAAGAAUGAUUCCUACAGCUCGAAAAAAGAUAACUAUGGUUCUUCCAAUGAUUCCUACGGAUCGGGCUCGAAGAACGAUAGCUACGGCUCUAGCCGUGACAAUGACAAUGACUCCUAUGGCUCAAAGAAGGAUAACCAUGGUUCCUCUAGUGGUUCAUAUGGCUCUAAGGAUGACAACAGCUACGGAUCUUCUGGCGAUUCCUAUGGUUCCAAGAAGGACCACGGCACUUCCAGUGGCUCUUAUGGUUCUAGCCGUCGUGACAACGAUAACGAUAACUCUUAUGGUUCUAAGAAGAAUAGCUAUGGCUCUUCCAACGACUCCUACGGCUCGAAGAACGAUUCUUAUGGCUCUAAGAAUGACAGCAGCUACAGUUCCAAGAAUGACUCUUAUGGCUCGAAGAAUGAUAGCUACGGUUCCAACUGUCGUGACAACGACAACUCAUAUGGCUCCUCUGGCUCUCACAGCUCUAACCGCCGUGACAACGACAACAGCUACGGAUCCUCCGGAGACUCCUACGGUUCCAAGAAUGAUAGCUAUGGCUCUAGCGGUCGUGACAAGGAUAGCAGCUCUUACGGGUCCUCUGGUAACAACUAUGGCUCAAAGAAUGACAGCUAUGGAUCUUCUGGUUCCUACAGUUCCAAUAACCGAGGUGACGCGUACGGUUCCAAUGAGCGCUCUGGUGGAUACGGUAACUCCGGUUACUAGGCUUUUUUGGUGUCAUUGUUGGUUGAUGGAUGUAUUUCAUUAAGUCUAUGACUUUAUAAACAUAACAACUUGAGAUUCGAAUUCUGGGGUUUUGUUCGAUUAAUCUGAA